Prorocentrum cordatum is the source of this 1119-nucleotide messenger RNA. Lineage: Eukaryota; Dinophyceae; Prorocentrales; Prorocentraceae. The record is from the annotation of a GenBank genome assembly.
AUGGUGGGCCUGUGCGCAGCCUACACGUUGGGCCGCCACAGGCUCGUGCACAGCCUGCGCAUAGAGAUACGGUCGGCGAUCUUGCGGUACAUAAGCAGUAGGUCUGAAGUGGGCUCGUGGUCGGCCUUUGCCUAUGGUAGGCCGAUGGUGGGCUUGUGCGUCGCCUAUACGAUGAACUGCCGUAGGUCUACGGCGGGUGAACCAUGUGCGAACCAUCGGCCUCUGGUGAGCAUGCGCAAGGCGCCCAUCGGGGCCAGCCUGCCCGUCGGGGGCCCGGCUGCUCAGGACGAGCUGCCACGAGGGCUGCAGCAGCUGCUCGGCCCCGGCGCCGCGACGCUCCGGGAGCUGCGCGACGAGCUGCGCCGCCUGCGCGGGCGGAUGGCCGCCCGGCGGGGGGGUCGCCCCGAGGACUCCGAAUACAGCUCCGAGGACGCGUCCUCGUCGUCGGGCAGCGAGGAUGCGCAGCCCCCCGUGUCCGCGGGCGCGGAACCGGGGCCGCCUGGAUUUGCCCUCGGGCGGGACUUCAUGCCCCUGGACCUGUUUCCAGAGCCCCGGUUCCACUACACGGGGCACAUGGCGCGCGAACUGGAGGUGGUCCCCGCCAUCCGCGUCAGCUCGGACGGGGUGGCGAGGCGCGAGUUCGAGCCGCCCUCGCACCGCGCGGGUUUCUGGCUAGAGCGCCUCGUGGAGAAGCCGACGCUGCCCCCGGCAGACUGGACGCCCGACAGCGACGGCUGGGCGGGCCCGGGGGGCGAGCCGAGCGAGCCGCGCGGCUGGGUGAGCAGCCUGGGGCGACGCCUGGUGGAGGACGCGAGGGAGAUCAUGCAGGAUUGGGCUGGCGAGCGCGAGCAGGCCAACUCUCUGGCGCCCGACGCGGUGCCCCCAGAGAUCUUCAGCCAGGACCGCCCCGGCGACGGCGAGGACCGCCUGGAGCACGACUGGAAGGGAGAGGAGAUGCGCUGGCGGAAGCACUACCUGGAGACCCUGAUGCUGACGCGUGAUGCGCCUCCCUUCGCCGCGCGCGCGUUCCCCUCGUCGCAAAGUGCCAACUCGCGAACGUUUGCUUCUGCGCAACACGUCGUCAGUCCCUUGCGGCGGAUCUCUGCUAUUUGCGAGUAG